GGAAACCGCCCCCCAACAAAAAAAAAAGGGACUGACCAUGACAAAUGACUAGUUUAGCUUGCUAUAGGAUCCUGGGUUUGAAUAUUAUCGCUUCUAUUUGAUUUCCCGACAAACACGAAAACGACAACCAUGACCCUUUCUUUGUAUAAGCGUCUGCAUAAAUCGUACAAAUGAACAACCAUUUAAAUUUUUUCAACGAUCUACAAGCAUCACUUGAAGAAGAAAGCAAUAGAAAAGAUGAGAUUAGAACGACUGUAAAAGAGUUGGAUCGCGCUUGUCGAAAAGCGAACGCCACUUUGAAUCAAGUCCAUGCCAAUCCCACUCAACCUGCGCCCAUGAUCGACUUUUCUGAAAUAAAGGAAAUUCUCAGCAGGUUAUCCAGUUUGAUCCCUAAAGAUGAAUUUUACAAAUACAAUGAUUUAUGGUCAAGAACAGUUCAACAGAUUGUAUUUGUCAUUGCGUUCAGCACUUAUUUAGACAAGAAGGAAGUUGUGAAUAUUAUACCUAUUGUAGAAGAAACCUUGGACAUCAAAGUGGAUAUGCACCAUGACCUGAAAGGAUUUCAUAUCCCUAUUGAAGAUAUUCUACAUGCUUACAUUUCACUCAUUAAUGAAAUGUCGAGACUUUGUAUCAAUUCUGUCACGGUGGGUGAUUACGAGAGGCCGUUGAUCAUAUCCAAACACGUAAAAGACCUUAGUGCAGGUUUCCAAUUGUUGAAUUUGAAAAAUGAUAUAUUACGUAAAAGAUUUGAUAGCAUCAAAUAUGACGUAAAGAAAAUUGAAGAAGUAGUCUACGAUAUCACAUUGCGCGGUUUACAUACAAAUGCAAAGAAACGAUCAGUAAACGCAGAAGCAGAGGAAGAUGCUGGAGAUGGAAAGAGGUCUAAAAAAGAAUAGUAAAAAUCAAUAUCUGUUCUCUAUAAAUAUCCUAUUGCUUUAUCAAAUGUAGUUAUUUUGAACCGUAAGAAAUCAAAAAAGCCAAACCAGAGAAUGUAAUUGAUUCCCAAUUUAUACUGUGAAUGCUUUUUUAUAAGAAAGCUUUUCUCUUCUCAUUUUCAUCUCUUCUUUUUCUCAAUAAUCCUUGAUUCAGUUCCAUUCGUUGUAAACCAAAAGUAUUUUUGCUUUUCUUCAUAGAGUCUUAUUCCGCGCCUCAUUUGUAUCUUUCAGACUCAAUAGGACGUCCAACCUGCAUUGAUGCUCUAUCAAAAGGGUCCUUGUGCAACGUUUCCUUAAGCGCUAGAAGGAAAAUAAUUUUUCCUUUUAAAGUAUAUCGUCUUACAUAAGAAUUUGGGGGCAAUGGAGGUACAUUGAUUCGAUCUGAAAUCCAU
This is a messenger RNA of Mycotypha africana, 1327 nucleotides long. RefSeq names its product Translin. Gene Ontology annotation, cellular component: nucleus; cytoplasm. NCBI's taxonomy places the organism in Eukaryota, Fungi, Mucoromycota, Mucoromycetes, Mucorales, Mycotyphaceae. The coding region runs from base 171 to 896 and encodes 241 amino acids. The record is from RefSeq and is a predicted model, not a curated record. Gene Ontology annotation, molecular function: sequence-specific DNA binding; RNA binding; single-stranded DNA binding. The transcript has 6 exons. Gene Ontology annotation, biological process: RNA metabolic process.